Molecule: messenger RNA, 735 nt
Organism: Helobdella robusta
Lineage: Eukaryota; Metazoa; Annelida; Clitellata; Rhynchobdellida; Glossiphoniidae
Exons: 6
Coding region: 1-735 (244 amino acids)
Source: RefSeq, a predicted model, not a curated record
AUGCGCAUAAACAGGGAACAUCGAAUAUUUUACCUGUUUGACAUUACUAUGGAUGGGGGCAUAAAGAUCUUUGCUCCUUCGUUUAUACCCACUGAAGAUUCAUUCUGUGCCUCCUUGUCAAGUAGUGUUAUUACGCUAAAUGAGAAGCUGUUAAGAAGAGUUCAUCUUUUUUUGCCGGUUUUGGUGGAAGUGGAUCCGUCGCCAAUAUGUGAUUAUUUGGAAGAUCACCAUAUUUUAAGUGAUGAGGAGGUGCGGUACAUAGAGGGCGAUGUUGGUGACUCAAAAAUGAUGAAAAUGACUCAACUAGUUUUUAAACUAGCUGAAAAGGUGGAUGGAUUCCCUUAUUUGAUCAUGGCUCUGCAUGAAAACAAAGAAAGGCAUGCACUGAAGGCUCUUGGAUUUGAUGGAUUCAUUUUUAACCAGAAUUUCACUGCGUUGAAAAAAUUUCUUGAAAAAGUUGUAUCCAUUGAUGAUGACAAUGAUGUUCCGCCAGUUAAAACUAUCAGGCGCGAUGAAAAUUUGAACAUUAAGAGCAUUUUGAGGAUCACAAACGAAUCACAAAACGAAACCUCGUUUGAAGGUAAAGAUUUAUCUGAAGGCGCAAAGUUCCAGCAUUCGCUCUUUGAUUCAUAUUCCGAUGAAAAUUAUGAUUUGAGAGCUGAUGAUGAGAAUGAAAAAUGUGAUAAUGUACCCCCCAUUUCACAACCUCUUCAGAACUUAUUUUCUUCUGGUUAG